GGACCUUUUAGUCAGCUGCACAAGGAUGUAAGCAUGGAGUCGAGCGGCUGACACUGGGAUUCCUGGACAAACGGUAUUUUCAUCAACAUUUUGAUGUCGAAAGAGGAGAACAACAAAACAAUGGAGCCACAGACGAAACGCUGGAAGGGCUCCGAGUGUGACUUGGACUCCUGGGUUGCUUAUCCUGUACUGUCAGAUGAGGAGUCACAAGACGUCGAGCUGACGGAGGCGUUUGCUGCACCCAUUGUCAACAAGAAAGAGACCUCUCGACUUCUCCGCGAACUGAGCAGCCUCUACCCGAUGAACGGCCUUCAGCACAUCAAGAGGGUGCGGGCGGUGAAGGAGAAGCCUCAUCCUCUGGAAGUCCUUGUGUGCCUCGUCUGCGAUGCGCCAGACAUGAAGGUGGUAACCAUUGAGUCUCUACUACCCUCAGAGGGAGUGAGACGUGACGCGUUAGGUGAGCCUUUUUUGGUUAAGGUCCCUGCACGCCCCCCCUUGACCCGACCCCAGUUUGAGCUGGUGAGCAAACACUGGCCCACCUCCUUUCAUGAGGACAAACAGGUGACCGUCGCCCUGAGAGGAGAGCUCUUCAGUCCGUCUCAGAAAGCCAGGAUGCACAUGUACAUGACGUCUGCUUUGACUGUUGCCAAAGCAGCGAUUGAGUUGGGAAUGGAGCCGGUGGGGGCUGUGGUGGUCGACCCAGCAACAGAGAGAAUCCUUGCAGUGGGCCAUGACUGCAGAGGCGACCAUCCCCUUCAUCAUGCAGUCAUGGUCUGCAUUGACCUUGUGGCACGGAGCCAGGGCGGGGGAUGUUAUCCUGUUGACAGAUACCCCGCUUGCCGAUUUACUUCACCAAGCUCAGACACCUUUCAAAACGGUCCUGGUGCAGAGGCGAGCUCUCAGCCGUACAUAUGCACCGGGUACAACCUCUAUGUGACCCGAGAACCUUGUGUCAUGUGUGCCAUGGCGCUGGUACACUCCCGGAUCGGGCGUGUCUUCUAUGGAACUGCCUCUGCUGACGGGGCCCUAGGGACCAAAUAUAGAAUCCACUCCCAGAAAGAUUUGAACCAUCAUUUUGAGGUUUACAAAGGAGUGUUGGCCAAGCAGUGUGAGGAUCUUAAGGGUCUGGGCAACCAAAGAGGAAGUUUACAGGAAAGUAGAUAAUUAAUGAAUAAGUUUCAUUCGUGGGCCGAGAGCUGUCACAGGUGUAACCACAGGAAUAAACCAUUGUUUUACAUAAGCAUUUAUUUUAAAUAAAGUUUUUAAUCUUUUGGUCAUUGUUGUAUUGAGAGCAUGUGUAGAUGAAAACCAAUAAGAAGAUUCCCACCAUGGUGCUGCCUUUCUGAUUUAGUGGAGAGCCGUAGUUUUGUUUGGUCUUCGUGUAUAGGGCUGGUUGAGUCUUCGUGUAUAGGGCUGGUUGAGUCUUCGUGUAUAGGGCUGGUUGAGGAAGCAUUUCUUUCAGUUAAAAUAAACAAAACGGCCUUUUUUCUGUCCCUUGUAUUGAGAAGGCUGGAAAUGCA
Cottoperca gobio is the source of this 1520-nucleotide messenger RNA. RefSeq names its product adenosine deaminase tRNA specific 3 (gene adat3). NCBI's taxonomy places the organism in Eukaryota, Metazoa, Chordata, Actinopteri, Perciformes, Bovichtidae. The record is from RefSeq and is a predicted model, not a curated record. The coding region runs from base 94 to 1164 and encodes 356 amino acids. The transcript has 2 exons. Gene Ontology annotation, cellular component: cytoplasm; nucleus. Gene Ontology annotation, molecular function: tRNA-specific adenosine-34 deaminase activity.